AUGGGCGUCUGCCCGAUGGAGUUCCGGCUCUCCAGCGGGUCCAAGAUCCCGGUGGUUGUGGCGGCGACGACGGUGCCAGGGGCGAAGCGGGUGAUGGAGCGCCCACGCACCGUGCCGAGAGAGGUGGUUGCCGCGCCCAAGAGCAGGCCGGUUAAGAAACCGAGCGACGACGCCGAGCCAUCGCGACCGCCCAAGGCCCCACGGGACGACGAUUCGCUGCUCACCGACAAGCAUGCAGAGCUGCUUCGGCAGAGCAACCAUUUUCUUGAAAUCAGCGAAACCUUCAAGCUCAAGGCCGAUGUCGAGCGCCUCAUGAGCAGAAUUGCACAGCUCGAAGACCGAGAGAAGAAGCACGUGGCCGCAAAGAAGAAGCUAGCAGAGUCCAACAAAGUGUUGGUAGAGCAGAACGCAGAGCUCACGCAGCAGAACAAGGAGCUGCGAGAGACCCGUGCCGAGGACAAGGUCAAGAUCCGAGACCUGCAAGCCCAGUUGGACCGCAAGAGAGACAAGGCUGCGAAUGUGCGAGAAGCCAAAAAAGAUGUGCCAACUGCAGAGCUACCCCCAACAAAGUCGAAAGCCGAGUACACAGCAGUCCUUCAAGAGCGCCACGCCAUCAUUGCCCAAGGCCUCGACGAGUCGAGAAAGACCGAGGCGCUGUUGCGGUCGCUUUUGGCGGAGCUCGAUAGUCCUUAA
Saprolegnia parasitica CBS 223.65 is the source of this 693-nucleotide messenger RNA. RefSeq lists its product as hypothetical. The transcript has 6 exons. Bases 1 to 693 code for a protein of 230 amino acids. NCBI's taxonomy places the organism in Eukaryota, Oomycota, Saprolegniomycetes, Saprolegniales, Saprolegniaceae. The record is from RefSeq and is a predicted model, not a curated record.